Chaetomium fimeti is the source of this 1545-nucleotide messenger RNA. Its product is annotated as Tannase/feruloyl esterase. The transcript has 3 exons. Bases 1 to 1545 code for a protein of 514 amino acids. The record is from RefSeq and is a predicted model, not a curated record. Lineage: Eukaryota; Fungi; Ascomycota; Sordariomycetes; Sordariales; Chaetomiaceae.
AUGAUGACACUUCCGUGCCUCCCGGAGAGCUUCAAUGGCGUCUCCUUGUUUGGAGCCGAGGUCCUCUCCAUCGCGGCAAGCCUCGUCACCAAUCACACCGUCUCAGUCCCUAUCUCGGACCGGUUCACCCAGCCGCCGGUCGAAGUGCAGAACGCGACCUUCUGCAACGUCACGGUGACUUACACGCACCCCGGGCAGGGCGACACUGUUGCCGUCGAGGCCUGGCUUCCCCCGGCGGGCGGAUGGAACGGGCGGCUUCAGGCCGUGGGCGGUGCCGGGUGGGUAGCGGGACGCAGCGAUCUUACCGCCGUCGCCAUGGCCGGUGCCGUGAGUGACGGCUACGCCACGGUAACGACAGACGCUGGUCUGCAGGGCGCUCAGGACUCGGAGGUUCCGUGGGCACUGCUCAGCCCCGGGAAUGUGAAUCUGUACGCCUUACAGAACCUCGCAUCGGUGUCCUUGGACGAUGAGGCGAUCAUUGCGAAGUCGCUAAUCAAGGCAUAUUACGGCCGCGGGCCAGACUACUCCUACUGGAAUGGCUGUUCUCAGGGCGGUCGGCAAGGCCUCAUGCUCGCCCAGCGCUAUCCGACGGCGUACGACGGCAUCGCCGCAGGCGCUCCGCCACUCCACUGGACAAACAACCUCCUCGCCAUGCUGUGGCCACAGCAGUUCAUGAGCAUGCUCGGCGAAUAUCCCUACCCGUGCGAGAUCCAGGCGAUCACGGCAGCCGCAACAUCGGCCUGUGAUGGACUGGACGGCCUUGUCGAUGGCGUGAUCAACGAGAUGGAGGAGUGUCUAGCCAGCUUCGAUCCCUUUGGGAUGGUUGGACAGGCCAUCACCGAUUGCGCCGAGACCUCCGAGAUAAGCCAGACUGCCGCGGCCGUCGUCAACGCGACGUGGCAGGGCAUGCGCACCUCGCAGGGCACACAUGCAUGGCCGGGGCCCAACCCAGGUACCGAUCUGGCCAUUGGAGUCGCCAAUACUGAUUGUGCUUCGGGAUCCUGCGUAGGCGUGCUGCCAGCUGUUGCUGUGCCAUGGGUGACUCAAUACAUCGCCCGGGGUGCCGAGUUGGACCUGACCAACUUGACCCACGCAGAGUUCGACGAGCUAGUGCAUCAGGGUCAGCAGAGGUACAGGUCCAUUAUCGACACCGACGAUGUUGACUUGUCCGCCUUCCGCGAUGUCGGCGGAAAGCUGGUCACAUAUCACGGGCUGAUCGAUCAACUGCUCCCUCCCCAGGGCACCCUCAAGUACUACGACGGAGUUUCGGCCCUCCUCCCAGACGUCCAUGACUUUUACCGGCACUUCGAAGUACCCGGAAUGGGCCACUGUUCUGGAGGAGGACCGAGCGGAAACCCGAUCACCCUCUUCGACCAACUGCGCGCCUGGGUUGAGAACGGCACUGCGCCGGACAGCGCCCCGGUUCGAGUCACCGACUUGGAGGGUACUGUGGGAGAGCGUAUCUUGUGCCCGUACCCGCAAAAGGCCAUCUUUGAUCAGGAUUGCGGCGCUGCGGGCGAGGGGCGGUGUUGGUCGUGCAAAUAA